AUGUCGAAGACGCUGAAGAAGAAGAAGCACUGGCUCAGCAAGGUGCAGGAGUGCGCUGUGUCCUGGGCCGGGCCCCCAGGCGACUUGGGCGCCGAGAUCCGGGGCGGCGCGGAGCGCGGCGAGUUCCCCUACCUGGGGCGGCUCCGCGAGGAGCCGGGCGGGGGCACCUGCUGCGUCGUCUCCGGCAAGGCGCCCAGCCCCGGGGAUGUGCUGCUGGAGGUGAACGGGACGCCUGUCAGCGGGCUCACCAACCGGGAUACCCUGGCUGUCAUCCGCCACUUCCGAGAGCCCAUCCGUCUCAAGACUGUGAAGCCAGGCAAAGUCAUUAAUAAAGAUUUGCGACAUUACUUGAGUCUUCAGUUUCAGAAAGGAUCAAUUGACCAUAAACUGCAGCAAGUGAUCAGAGAUAAUCUCUAUUUGAGAACCAUUCCAUGCACUACAAGGGCCCCCAGGGAUGGGGAAGUACCAGGGGUGGACUAUAAUUUCAUUUCUGUUGAACAAUUCAAAGCCCUGGAAGAGAGUGGAGCAUUGUUAGAGAGUGGAACGUAUGAUGGAAACUUCUAUGGAACACCCAAGCCUCCAGCAGAACCUAGCCCUUUCCAGCCAGACCCUGUUGAUCAAGUCCUCUUUGAUAAUGAGUUUGACACAGAAUCCCAAAGGAAACGAACGACUUCAGUCAGCAAGAUGGAAAGAAUGGACAGCUCUCUUCCUGAAGAGGAAGAAGAUGAGGAUAAGGAGGCUGUCAAUGGCAGUGGAAGUGCAGCUGAAAACAGAGAGGCGCACUCCGAAUCAUCUGACUGGAUGAAGACUGUCCCAAGUUACAACCAAACAAAUAGCUCCAUGGACUUUAGAAAUUACAUGAUGAGAGAUGAGAAUUUGGAGCCACUGCCUAAAAACUGGGAAAUGGCCUACACAGAUGCCGGCAUGAUCUACUUCAUUGACCAUAACACCAAGACAACCACCUGGUUGGAUCCCCGUCUUUGUAAAAAAGCCAAAGCCCCUGAAGACUGUGAAGAUGGAGAACUACCUUAUGGUUGGGAGAAAAUAGAGGACCCUCAAUAUGGGACAUACUAUGUUGAUCACCUUAACCAGAAGACUCAAUUUGAAAAUCCAGUGGAGGAAGCCAAAAGGAAAAAACAGUUAGGACCGGCUGACACUGCACCUUCAAAACCAGAUGUAGAAAAAUCUCACUUUACCCGAGACCCGUCUCAGCUUAAAGGUGCCCUUGUUCGAGCAUCACUGAAAAAAAGCACAAUGGGGUUUGGUUUUACCAUUAUUGGUGGAGACAGGCCUGAUGAGUUCCUGCAGGUGAAAAAUGUGCUAAAAGAUGGUCCUGCUGCUCAGGAUGGGAAAAUUGCACCAGGUGAUGUUAUUGUAGACAUCAAUGGCAACUGUGUCCUUGGUCACACUCAUGCAGAUGUUGUCCAGAUGUUUCAGUUGGUACCUGUCAAUCAGUAUGUAAACCUCACUUUAUGUCGUGGUUAUCCACUGCCUGAUGACAAUGAAGAUCCCGUUGUGGACAUUGUUGCUGCUACCCCUGUCAUCAAUGGACAGUCAUUAACUAAGGGAGAGACUUGCAUGAAUACUCAGGAUUUUAAGCCAGGAGCGGUGGUUCUGGAGCAGAAUGGAAAAUCGGGACACACCCUGGCCAGUGAUCGUCUCAAUGGACCAUCAGAUCUCAGUGAACAGAGAGCAUCCAUGGCAUCAUCAGGCAGCUCCCAGCCUGAACUAGUGACUAUUCCUCUCAUUAAAGGCCCUAAAGGCUUCGGGUUUGCAAUUGCUGAUAGCCCAACUGGGCAGAAGGUGAAAAUGAUACUGGAUAGCCAGUGGUGUCAAGGCCUUCAGAAAGGUGAUAUAAUUAAGGAGAUUUACCAUCAAAAUGUACAGAAUCUAACACAUCUCCAGGUGGUAGAAGUGCUAAAGCAGUUUCCAGUAGGUGCAGAUGUGCCUUUGCUUAUCUUUAGAGGAGGUCCUCCUUCACCAACUAAAACUACCAAAAUGAAAACAGAUAAAAAGGAAAAUUCAGGAAGUUUGGAGGCCAUAAAUGAGCCCAUUCCCCAGCCUAUGCCAUUUCCACCCAGCAUAAUCAGGUCAGGAUCCCCAAAAUUGGAUCCUUCUGAGGUCUACCUGAAAUCUAAGACUUUAUAUGAAGAUAAACCACCAAACACCAAAGAUUUGGAUGUUUUUCUUCGGAAACAGGAAUCAGGGUUUGGCUUCAGAGUCCUAGGAGGAGAUGGACCUGACCAGUCUAUAUAUAUUGGGGCUAUCAUUCCUCUGGGUGCAGCUGAGAAAGACGGCCGGCUCCGUGCUGCUGAUGAACUCAUGUGCAUUGAUGGCAUUCCUGUUAAAGGGAAAUCACACAAACAAGUUUUGGAUCUAAUGACGACUGCUGCUCGGAAUGGCCAUGUACUGCUGACCGUCAGAAGAAAGAUCUUCUAUGGUGAGAAACAGUCUGAGGAUGACAGCUCUCAAGCCUUCAUUGCAACACAGAAUGGAUCUCCCCGCCUGAACCGAGCAGAGGCACUGGCCAGGUCUGCACCCCAGGAGGCUUAUGACGUGAUCUUGCAAAGAAAAGAGAAUGAAGGCUUUGGCUUUGUGAUCCUCACCUCCAAAAACAAGCCGCCACCAGGAGUUAUCCCUCAUAAAAUUGGCCGAGUCAUAGAGGGAAGUCCUGCUGAUCGCUGUGGAAAACUGAAGGUUGGAGAUCAUAUUUCAGCUGUCAAUGGACAGUCCAUCAUUGAACUGUCCCAUGAUAACAUUGUUCAGCUGAUCAAAGAUGCUGGUGUCACCGUCACGUUGACUGUCGUUGCUGAAGAAGAGCAUCAUGGUCCACCGUCAGGAACCAACUCAGCCAGGCAAAGCCCGGCCCUGCAGCACAGACCCAUGGGACAGUCACAGGCCAACCAUGUUCCUGGGGACAGAAGUGCCCUAGAAAGUGAAAUUGGGAAAGAUGUCUCCACUUACAGACACUCGUGGUCUGACCACAAGCACCUUGCCCAGCCGGACACCGCAAUGAUUUCAAUUGUAGGCACUCGACACAAUCAGAGCCUUGGCUGUUACCCAGUGGAGUUGGAGAGGGGCUCCCGGGGCUUUGGGUUCAGCCUGCGAGGGGGAAAGGAGUACAAUAUGGGGCUGUUCAUCCUGCGCCUUGCCGAGGACGGUCCUGCUAUCAAGGACGGCAGGAUUCAUGUUGGUGACCAGAUUGUUGAAAUCAACGGGGAGCCUACACAAGGCAUCACACAUACUCGAGCAAUCGAACUCAUUCAGGCUGGUGGGAAUAAAGUUCUUCUUCUUUUGAGGCCAGGAACUGGCUUGAUACCUGACCAUGGUGAUUGGGAUCUUACUAAUCCUUCAUCUUCAAAUGUGAUUUAUGAUGAGCAGUCGCCAUUUCCCCCAUCUUCACAUUCUGCUUCCAUAUUUGAAGAGUCUCCUGUCCCGGUAAUUGAAGAACCUUUAAUGAGAGUUCAGAUACGUGAAAAGGCAGAAGAACUAAAGGACAUCAUGCCUGAAAAGAAAAGCACUUUAAAUGAAAAUCAGUUUGAGAUAAAACAUCAGUCUCUUGCCCCAAAAAAUGUGAAUAAGAAGGAUCCAGCCAAUAGUCAUGGGAGCAGUGAGAAGAAAAAUCUAUUGAAAGUAGAAAAUGGUGUCACACGGAGAGGUAGAUCUGCUAGUCCCAAAAAGUCAGCCAGUCGGUAUUCCGAGGAACAUGUGGAGAAGAUGCCAGGCACUCUGAAAAAUGACCCCAAGAGAAGGCCCAGAGAGCGCUCACUGAGCCCCAGGAAAGGGGAGAACAGAAGUCAGCAAAGCAGAGCCGGUUCUGGACAAGAUCAGUGUGGGAGAAAGCAGCAGAGACGUGCAGGCAGCAAAGACCAGCUCGCUGCGGAAACCAAACCAUUAGCCGGCGAGAGGCGCCACGCAGAGGGCCGUGCAAGUGACCACGCUGAGCAGAACCAGGAAUGGCAAGAAAAACCCAGUGUCAUCAGGAAAGAUGCAAAGCCGAGUCAACCGGGUAAGCACAGAACACGGUCUCCAGAGAAGAAGGGCAAGCGGCUAGGUGAAAAGCCUCUUGCAUCCAGAAAGGCUACAAGUCCUGACACUACUGGUAGAGUAGUAACGGAAAAGGAAAAGGGGAGGAAAGCAACCUUGGGAGAAAUUAGUUCUAGCAAAGACCCAAUAGGAGGAAAUGUCAAACUGUCAGAAAAGCUGAAGCAGGAACCUGAAGACAGAAUGCUUUUAAGCAAAAUAGAAGAUCACAAAGGGAAAGAACCAGAAGCAGCUGACAAAACCAGAGAUGGUGCAGAGCUCAAACCUGAAAGCGGUUCCCCAGCUAAGAAAGCACCCAUUACUCCAGGGCCCUGGAAGGUGCCGCGUGCCAAUAAAGUCACAGGCACUGGUGUGCCAGAAAAACGGCUGUGA
Messenger RNA from Elephantulus edwardii (Cape elephant shrew), 4416 nucleotides. RefSeq names its product membrane associated guanylate kinase, WW and PDZ domain containing 3 (gene MAGI3). NCBI's taxonomy places the organism in Eukaryota, Metazoa, Chordata, Mammalia, Macroscelidea, Macroscelididae. The coding region runs from base 1 to 4416 and encodes 1471 amino acids. The transcript is spliced from 21 exons. The record is from RefSeq and is a predicted model, not a curated record. Gene Ontology annotation, biological process: signal transduction. Gene Ontology annotation, cellular component: cytoplasm. Gene Ontology annotation, molecular function: protein binding.